AUGAGUGAUUUCGCUCAUUUUGGCGGCUCCGAGGAGGAGUACGCCGCAGUUCGCAAGCACAAUGCUGAUGUGGAGGCGAACCCGGACAGCUUCGAGCACUGGGAGGCCCUGAUCGCAGCUUGCGAAGCACUCGAGGGCGGCAUCAACCGCAACUCCAGCCCCGCCGCUCUCGAGACAUUUCGAGAUGCGUACGACCGCUUCCUUCACAAGUUCCCGCUUCUCUUUGGGUACUGGUCCAAGUAUGCAGAGUUCGAGUUUAGCAUCGCUGGACCCGAGUCUGCCGAGAUGGUUUAUGAGCGAGGCGUGGCCAGCGUCUCAAACUCAGUUGAUCUCUGGCUCGCGUACUGUAACUUCAAGACCGAGACCACACACGACCCCCAACUGGUCAGAGAACUAUUUGAGCGAGGCGCCAACGCUGUUGGACUCGACUUCAUGGCCCAUAUCUUCUGGGACAGAUAUAUCGACUAUGAAGGCCUCCAAGAAGCACAUGACCGAAUCUAUGCCCUUCAUGCCCGUGUGGUUCGCAUUCCUUUGCAUCAAUAUGCUCGAUACUAUGAGCGAUUUCGCGUUUUGGCCCUUGAGCGCCCUCUAACAGAGCUUGCAUCUGCAGACAUCAUCGCUAAAUUCCGAUCCGAAGUAGAGAGUGAAUACAAUGCGCGUGGGAUCGGCGAGCAAGCUGGGGAGGCCAUGGAACGUGAGAUCCGCACCAAAGUUGACGCAAUGUUCUACGAGAUCUUUGCCUCUACUCAAGGGGAAGUAGGCAAGAGAUGGACGUAUGAAUCGGAGAUUAAGCGUCCUUACUUUCACGUCACAGAACUUGACCAGCAGCAGCUUAGCAACUGGCAAAAGUAUCUGGACUUUGAGGAACAGGAGGGUGAUUUCGCUCGAAUCACCACCUUGUACGAGCGAUGCUUGACUACAUGCGCCCUUUACGAAGAAUUUUGGCUUCGCUAUGCCCGAUGGAUGUCUGGCCAAGAUGGCAAGGAAGAGGAAGUCCGUAACAUCUACAGACGAGCAUGCACCGUGUUUGUUCCAGUCAGCCGACCCGGAAUCCGCCUCCAGUGGGCUUACUUUGAGGAGGCUUUCGGCCGCGUCGACGUUGCACUUGCUAUCCACGAGGCCCUCUUGGACAAGAUUCCCGACUGCAUUGAGAUAGUUACAUCCUGGGCGAACGUUGCUCGCCGCCAGUCCGGCCUGGAGGCGGCGGUUCAAGUGUACAGGGAUCAGAUUGAUACCCCAACGGUUGACCUCUACACCAAAGCCGCUCUGGUAGCCGAAUGGGCUUACUUGCUUUGGAAGACAAACCGCUCCGCUGACGAAGCGCGGGCAGUCUUCUUGAAGAAUGUACAGUGGUAUGCUGAUAGCCGCAUCUUCUGGGAUCGAUGGUUUCAGUUCGAGUUGGAACAACCUGGAGAUGAAGACCAGGAGGAGCGUGUGGCCCACGUGUUUGAAGAUCUCCGCAACAAGAGUCGCCUGCCAACUGCUCUGAAGCUCGAGUACACGAAGCAAUACCUGGAAUUUCUCGUUCAACGCGGCAGCAAGGACGCGAUGAAGACCUACCUGCAGGUCGAUCGUGAGAUGUUCGGGCCAACUUCUGUCUCGUAUGCCUCGAGAUCCGGCACCAAUGCUAAGGAGAACGGUGCCAGCCGAGGCGAGCUGGAUGAGCAGUCGAUACGUAAGGCAACUGCCAAGUCUUUUGCCUUCUAUGAACUUUACGGAGAGCCUACUUCGGAUGCACAGAUCCCAACAGAUUUCAACUGA
This is a messenger RNA of Clonostachys rhizophaga, 1761 nucleotides long. The record is from the annotation of a GenBank genome assembly. Lineage: Eukaryota; Fungi; Ascomycota; Sordariomycetes; Hypocreales; Bionectriaceae.